AUGGCGGCUGUGUCUUUGAUAGUCCCAGUAAGUCUGUACUUUCUUGGCGUAUUUUGCACACAUUUACUCUGGCCAGAUGUAUACUUCGCUGGCAGAGUCAUCAGUGAAUCUAAUGGCUUCGAAACUCGGCCGACUCUCGCUUCAUUUAACGUGAAUUUGGUGAUAUUCUUCGACAUUCGUCGCCACAUGGCUAUCCGCCAUAUUGGAUUUUACAAACCAUCAACCGCUUACUUUGCAGCAAGGGUCAAGCGAUAUUCGAACUCAGAGUCGACUUUUCAGCUGGAAAGGUUAGCAGUCAGUGGCGAUAUUUCACCAAAUCCAGGGCCUGAUAAAUGCAGCACAUGCUUAAGAUCUAUCGCUCGUAAUCAUCGUGUAUUAUGCUGUGCUUCAUGUUCAAGUGAGUACCACAUUAAAUGUGGUGGUGUGAAGCCUUUCGAGUACAAACGCAUGCAGCAGUUUGCAAACCAAGUUUGGAUCUGCCCAAUGUGUAUUUCUAGACAUUUAAUGGAACAGCUACCAUUCUAUGAUGUGAGCAAUUAUAUUACUGAAUCGUUGGCAAUUUCGGAGGAGGUAGUGGAGACUGACUUGGAACAGGAGGACGCUACACUGAUGAUUGACCCACUUCAAACUGCCAGACAAAAGAAUGGCAAGGAUUUAUUGGUGUGUCAUUUAAAUAUAAACAGUAUCCAGAAUAAAUUUGAGGAAUUGAAGGAUAUUAUUCUCAAAUCAACUGUGCAAAUUAUGGCUGUAAGUGAGACAAAAAUUGACGGAUCGUACCCAGAUUGUCAGUUUCUCAUACCGGGUUAUUAUUUACACCGGAAUGAUAGGAAGAAAGGAGGUGGUGGAGUUCUCAUGUUUGUUUCUUCCAAGAUACAAUCUAAGAGGAUAUCCAUUGAAAGGAAAUACAAAACAAUCGAGCCUCUGGCACUAGAGAUUGGCCUUAAAUCAAGAAAUGCAAUAGUCGUGGCUAUCUAUAGGCCACCAAAGAAAGUCACUGGAAGUUAUCAACUAUUGCUAGAAGAAGAACUGAGCCAUAUUUCCAACUGGGCUGGAUUGCAGUACUCAACUGUUAUAAUGACUGGUGACUUGAAUUUGAAUAGGCUUAAGCCAGAUAGCACUGAGGGUAAACUACUGCUUGACCUUGAAGUGGAACAGGGAUUUGACUGUAUGAUAACCACACCUACAAGGAUACAAAUGCAAGGAUCAAUUACUACACACAGUCUGAUAGAUGUUAUUCUCACCAACCAACCACAAUUGUUUGGUGACUGUGGAGUAUAUAACCCAGAGAUCAGUGAUCAUGCACUUGUAUAUGGGUUCUUGAAUGAGAAGGUAAAACCUCAAAAAGGCAAGAUUGUUAAAUUUAGAUCAUUUAAACAUCUUGACGCAGAAAAGUAUAAGGACGAACUGAUGCAGGCUCCCUGGCAUGUAGGUGAAAUUUUUGAUACUGCUGAUGAUAAGACCAGUUUUUUGGAAACAUUGUUAUCUAGUAUUGUUGAUGAGCAUCUUCCGGAAAAGAAAAUGAGAGUGAGGACUCAAGAUGUCCCUUAUAUGACAAACGAAUGGAAAAAAGCCAUUAGGGCUAAGAGAAGAGCAGCAAAGAAAUAUCUGAAGGUGCAAAACAGAGAGAAUUGGGAGGCUAAACGUAAAGCAAGAAACGAGGCCACUAGACUCAGGAGAAAGGCGAUAAGGGAGUAUUGGAAAGAUCAAACUACUAAAUUGAAAUGUAAGCCUGGUGAGUUCUAUAAAACAUUUAUGCCCUUCUUGAGUGAAAAGAGGAAUAAGGGUACCACUAAUGAGUUGAGCUUAAACAUUGAAGGAGCGAUAAGUCAUGAUCAAAGUAAGAUUGCAAAUCAUCUAUGUCACUAUUUUUCUACCAUUGCUGAUGGUAUUGGUGACACAGAAGGCAUUACUGACUCUUCUUUUGUGACUCAUUCAAGUGUUCGGAAUAUCACAGAGAAUAUGAUAGGCCAUCAAGACUUCCAGUUUCGGAAUCUGGAGAUACUUGAGGUGGAGACCGCACUGGAAAGUAUUAACCCCAGAAAGAGUACUGGUUGGGAUGGUGUCCCCCCCAAAGCAUUUAAGCUGGGUGCUAGAGAACUAUCAGGGCCUCUGACAGCAUUAUACAAUUCAUGUAUAACAUUGGGUGAGUGGCCUGCGGUGUGGAAGAAAGGAGAGUGGACACCAGUAUUUAAGAAAGAGGACCCCCAUGAGAAAAAGAACUAUAGGCCCAUAACUGUACAAGUUACUACAAAUAAGAUUUUUGAACAGUUACUUAGUAAACAGCUUAAUUAUAGUUUCAAUGAUAAAUUAUGUGAUAAACUGACAGCCUACAGGAAAAAUCAUAGCUGCGAAACAGCUCUACUGGCUAUGACAGAGAAUUGGAAGAUAUCUUUAGAUGAACAUAAAGUGGUAGGUGUUCUUUCUACGGACAUGAGUAAAGCCUUUGAUUCCCUCUACUAUCCACUCACACUUGCUAAAUUAAAGGCUUAUGGUAUUCGGGGGAACAGUCUAAAAUUGUUGGACUCCUACUUCACUGAUCGGUACAAUAGGGUGAAGUUGGGAUCCACAGUGAGUGAGUGGGAGAGGGGGUCAAGGGGAUGUCCACAGGGCUCCGCAUUUGGACCAUUGAUAUGGAACAUGUUCCAAAAUGAUCUGACAUACAGUGUAAAUUCUAAUUCUAAUAUCAAUAUGUAUGCAGACGACCACCAGUUCCAUGCUGCAGGCAGUAAUGUUACUGAGGUGCAUGAUAAGUUAAUAGCAAGUGCCGAAUUAGCCUCCAGAUGGGCGAGUGAUACUAGAAAAUUGGAACGUAUUCAAGAAAGGGCACUUAGGGCAGUUUACUGUGAUAAGGGGAGUAGUUAUGAUAAAUUAUUAGACAUGGCUAACCUAAGUACACUGCAGAACAGAAGACUACAGGACAUAGCCAUUCUUAUGUAUAAGGUAGUAUUUAGUGUCCCCAGUUAG
Molecule: messenger RNA, 2964 nt
Organism: Pocillopora verrucosa
Lineage: Eukaryota; Metazoa; Cnidaria; Anthozoa; Scleractinia; Pocilloporidae
Source: RefSeq, a predicted model, not a curated record